CUGGCGUCACUGCGCAUGCCUGGCCGUGACCUGACGCUCGGGAAUGACGUUAGGCCCCCGCCGGUCCACGCUCUCCGGAGCGCCAUGCUGGGCGUGUGCGGCGCGGGCCUGGCGCGGUCCCUGCGGGCCGGGACGCGGGCAUGGCAGUGGGGCUCGCGCGGCCGCUCUCUGGCCCUGGCUCGCGCGGCCGGCGGGCUCCGCGCGGGGGACUGGCGGCGCUCGGAGGGGCGCGGGCCGCGGGGGCCGCGCGGGCGUGGGCUGCGCCUGUCUGCCGCGGCGGUGGUGAGCUCGGCGCCCCGCCCUCUGCAGCCCUACCUGCGCCUCAUGCGGUUGGACAAGCCCAUAGGAACCUGGCUGCUGUAUCUGCCAUGUACCUGGAGCAUUGGUUUGGCAGCUGAACCAGGUUGUUUUCCAGAUUGGUACAUGUUAUCCCUCUUUGGCGCUGGAGCUGUUCUGAUGCGUGGAGCAGGCUGUACUAUUAAUGACAUGUGGGACCAGGACUACGAUAAAAAGGUUACAAGAACAGCAAGUCGCCCAAUAGCUGCUGGAGACAUUUCAACUUUUCAGUCCUUUGUUUUUCUUGGAGGACAGCUGACCUUGGCACUGGGUGUUCUUCUGUGUCUGAAUUACUACAGUAUAGCUCUUGGAGCAGCAUCCCUGCUUCUUGUCAUCACCUACCCGCUAAUGAAAAGGAUUACGUACUGGCCUCAAUUAGCCUUGGGGUUGACUUUUAAUUGGGGAGCAUUACUUGGAUGGUCUGCUAUCAAGGGCUCCUGUGAUCCAUCUGUUUGCCUACCUCUGUAUUUUUCUGGAAUUAUGUGGACUCUAAUAUAUGAUACUAUCUAUGCCCAUCAGGACAAGAGAGAUGAUGCUCUGAUUGGGCUUAAGUCCACAGCCUUACGGUUUCGUGAGGACACCAAGCAGUGGCUCAGUGGCUUCAGUGUGGCCAUGCUGGGGGCUCUGAGCCUGGUGGGAGUGAACAGCAAUCAGACUGCACCCUACUACGCUGCUCUGGCUGCUGUAGGAGUCCAUCUGGUUCACCAGAUUUACACUCUGGACAUCCACCGACCUGAGGAUUGUUGGGAAAAAUUCACCUCGAACCGAACAAUAGGACUAAUGCUCUUUUUAGGGAUUGUCCUUGGGAAUUUGUGGAAAGAAAACGAGACAGAUGAAACAAAGAAAAAUAUAGAUAAUAGAAUAGAAAAUUAGCAAAUUAAGUUUAUCCAGGGACUUUUGAAGCAGAGUUUUACAAAACACUCUCAGGUCCUGUUAUCACAUAAUUAGAUUUGAAUGAGCAGUCUUACGUUAAAGAAUUACAAACUAGAAAGUGAAGACUUGGAGCAUACUUGCCUAGAUUUUAGGUUUGUACUAGUCACAUUCUUCCCCUGUCACAGAAACUGGGGACUCUUUAGGACUUGAGAUGACCUGGAGUACUUAAGUUAAUGCAUUCUUCUCAUCAUAAUUCUCAUCUGCAGUUUUGGGAAUUAUAUGAGUUUUGGCACUUUAUAAAAAACCUGGUGCAUGUCUCAUCUAAAUGAAUGUCUCUGUAGGAAAAUAGACUCUUUUUAGGGGAAAAUAAAAAGAAGGUUGGGGUUUAUUGUUCUUUGUUGUGACUUUUACUUACUGCCAAAAGCUGUAAUUCAGAAAACCAUUCUGUAUUUUAUAUUUCAGGAGAAUUUAAAUAAAUAAAUGAGGAUUUUUACCUACUA
This is a messenger RNA of Camelus dromedarius (Arabian camel), 1709 nucleotides long. RefSeq names its product coenzyme Q2, polyprenyltransferase (gene COQ2). Gene Ontology annotation, biological process: ubiquinone biosynthetic process. The transcript is spliced from 7 exons. Gene Ontology annotation, cellular component: mitochondrial inner membrane. Bases 16 to 1209 code for a protein of 397 amino acids. Lineage: Eukaryota; Metazoa; Chordata; Mammalia; Artiodactyla; Camelidae. The record is from RefSeq and is a predicted model, not a curated record.